Molecule: messenger RNA, 4806 nt
Organism: Galendromus occidentalis (western predatory mite)
Lineage: Eukaryota; Metazoa; Arthropoda; Arachnida; Mesostigmata; Phytoseiidae
Exons: 10
Coding region: 1-4806 (1601 amino acids)
Source: RefSeq, a predicted model, not a curated record
AUGAAGACUUUCAGCGCAAGGCACAGGAUCUACUUACUGUACCGGCAGAGCCAAGCGGAAGAGUCUAUGGUCAGCUUCAUCCGAGACAAACUAAUCCGGAGAGGCUGUUCUGUAGUCCGCGACAUCAAGCAAAGUAACACUGUGCUGGUACUCCUGACCCCCGGAGUUUUCGAAUUCAUCGACACACCUGAUGAUAAGGUCUCCAAUGAACUCAUCUACAUACUCCGGCGUUGCAAAGAUCAUCGAGUUCUCGGGAUCCUCUGCGAUCUGUUCGUAUGGCCGGACUCGAUGUAUCUACCUGAGGAGAUUUUGGGGCUCAAAUUAUGUGACGCUAUCGAAUGGAGUUUGGAAAACCGAGACGCUUUCAUGACGUGUCUAUUGGAACGUAUCGACCCCUCGCUGCUGACCAUAAGGAGCUGUCCUGCUUCGCCCGAGAUUAUCUACGAAGAAGCUGCACAGAUUCCGAACGGUGGCGAAGGUCGCAACGGAGUAUCAACACGAGCCAGAACCAAGGAGGGUUUCGACGGCGGACGGAGAGGAAGCGCUUUCUAUUUCGAUGAUAUCAACCAACACGUGGAACAGAAAACGAAAGGCGCCCACGAGGACCGAGGUGGGCCCGUCAACACGAGUGACGGCAACGACUUCGAGGAAAGUUCCGGUAUGGAACUAUAUCAGCCACCCGAACUCCCGGACAGCAAUCACACGUCUCCUCUCCCAUCCGGCGCCGUGCCUGCUUACAAGCCACCACAGAUUUCCCGAGAUGGGAGUCUCUCGAAUGGAGAAUCGAAUUCUCAGAAGGAGGCGCCUGAAAUCAGCUCGACGACGGGGGCUGAAACAGAGGGGGACGUAAUGCUCCGUAGGAAUCAAAACGUCGACUACUCUCCAGAGCUCCCGCUCGAUAUCGAGGACGCAAAGAAGGGAACACAAUCGCCGAGUGUGCGCACAGCUACGAUACGACCGACGAGUGGUGAUAAGGUUUCAAUUUAUGUUCCUCCACCCACACCUCCGUGCUUGGAGAGGAAUGAAAUCGGCAAGGAUGAAUUCGAUACCGGAGAAGAUGACGAGAUCACAGGACAUGCACCUUCUCAGGGCAUAACGACGACAGUUGAGGUCGAACAGAUUCCAAGUCCUAGAAGCGCAGGAGAUCCGGCUCCCGUCGAUGCCAGAGCUGGAGAUGAGGCAACACAACACGUGGCGCGAAGACGUCUACGGGCUCAGCCUAUGCCACGACCUGCCAGCGCGCCUGAGAGAUCUAUCGACGGUGAUCUCAUAUAUCCCGAUCAGCAGAGACGUUUCACCCAACCGUAUGGCAGAGGCUCGCCGAAUUCGGCCUCCGGUGCACGCGUUGAGAGAAAAUCGACGAUAGGAAAGUUCCUGCACCGGCGAACGUUCACACUGCCCAAAGACUCCGAGAUCCGUCACGGGAGAUAUGCUGACGAGCAUCCCUACGGGAACAAUGGAACCUAUCGGAAGUACAAUCUGGACGACGAGUUCUGUGACGAGAGCUACUUCGCAAUAAGGAGGUUCACUCUGCCGAGGAUCAGCGUCCGCGCAUCCAGACGCAACAGCUCCAGGAGGCAGUCCCGAAACGUUCCACACGAUGUCGGUCCCAAGUCAGGGAGAUCCACUUCGGUGGUCGUUCUUAAUGAAACCGAAAUUCAUCGAUUCGUCCCGGAAAUUGAGCCGACUUCGGACGAGCCUCCCGAUGAGUCAGAGGCGCGCAGGAGAGAUGCCGGAUCGACCCCAAAAGGAGAACGGAAAACCUACGAAUCAGUAGAAGAGUAUCGACCCCCUGCAGAGCCUCGAAUUAAUUGCGAAUCAGCCAAAGGAAUCGACGACGAGGCUCCCUCUCAUGUUGAGAGUAGAGGAAACGGGGCUCGCGCAGAGCCCUGCGAUGCUCGAGAGCCAAGGUCAGAAACCGUCGAGGAGUAUAGACCCCCGCCAGUUCCUCAGACCGUCGAGGAACCACUCGUGGGUAUGAAAUCUCCCCCGAGAGGAUCGGCUCCCCGCGGAUACAGUCCACCGGAGGAGCCUGAGCCCGAAGAAUUCGCCUCGCCGGACUCCGCGUGGAGACCCGAGAUCCCGAAAAGCAGUCCCCCGGCGUUCGACAGCGACGUUCUCGAAUUCGUGGUGCUCCCAGCUCCACGGAAGCACAUAAUGGUGGACUACGCGCAGAGCAAAGAAGAUAGCUUCCCUGCGGAGCAAAUCGAACCUCUGCCCGAUCAGGGAAUGUACGUCCAACAAUGCAUUCCUCCGAGAAGAAUUCGGGCUCUUUCGGAACCGUCCGAUGUCGGAACUCACGUCCCAGACGUGAGAACCGCAGCUAGAUGGAACCAGGUUCAAGUCGAGGAUGUUUCUCGACACUCCCUGCAGGUCAGAGCAGGCUCAAGAGACCCUCGGUCGAGGCCGACUUCCGGGAAGAGUGAAGAUAAAUACAGACCUCCAUCAGAGCCGGCCGCAGCAGAUAAUCGGUCUUGGGUGAAAGAGCUCGGCUCUCAGAGAGAUACCGGAACGAAAUUCGAGCCCCGAGCUAAUGGGGAGCCCCCGAUCGCUGCCGAGCGGAAACUCAAACCCACGAUGCGCCGGGAGCCGCAUGCUGACGACGUGCAGCACAGAUUCGAACCGCUGGCGGGCAGGGUCUCCGAUAUGGACGAAGAAAACAAAGCGGACCCCACGCUCAAUAUAGAGACCGCGAGCCGUACUGAUCAGACGUCUUCGCCGGUACGGGACCUCCAAGCCGUGUUCAGGAAACCGUCUCUGCCGAGGGACAACAGCGUGGCGACUACCAAGCGGGGAGACGCGUCAACUGCACGAAGAGGAGAACCUCUCGUUUUCAAGGAAGGAAGCGUCGUCACUCGAUCCAUGGAAUCGGGAGAGGUCCCUAUUGUGGUGACGCGACGGAUCAAACCGAUCCCCCGGGCAUUUCCGCCGUUAUUGUCCGGAGUCAUCGGAGGAACUUCGUUAUCUCGUCAAUUUACAGAAGAGAACUCAUCGACAGAUCAGAAGAUACCUGUGGAAAGGACGCAACUCGUCACACCACCCGCUUCCGGGAGACCCAUGCAUUCCGGAGGCGAUGGGGGACCCUCCCCUUUCGGCCCAUCGAAGUCCCGCGAGACGGAAGCGCGUGAUCAUGAGAGCACCUCCCGAGGAAAACUCCCAUUCGAGUCUUCAACUCCCGCAGGCUCGAUUCACGUGGAAUAUGCCAAAUCUCUACUCAUUCCGGACGAAACGUACCAGGCCCCGCCUACGCCGAUAGCACCGAUCCCAAGACAAAGAAAUCGAGUAGUUCGAGAAUCGAGCGAAGUCCGUCGGGACGCCGAGCGCUCGCUGCCGCAUCAGUCAGUCCAAGCUGCGAAUUAUCCGCCGCCGCCGCAGUUCGAUGACGAGAUCGGACUUAUAAAUAAAAUCCAAUCGCCAAGAGUUCAUCGAGGAGAACACGAACCGCUUCCAGCCCCGCAGACGGCGUCUCGGUCGAGUCAGUUGACAUACGUGCCACCGGAACUCCCGAUCGCGGACGUCGAGUCCGACAAACGGAAGGCAACCUCCGCUCACAAUCAGAAUUUGAGCAACGAUGGUGACGACGAGGACGAUGGUGACGAUGGAACGACUGGAACGUGGGACCGCGAAAACCGCCGGAGACCAGCGAGUGAUUCCCAUAAGCAACUCAGUCGCGACAAACCCAUCGUCGACGACCAUGUUCAAGGCGAUAGGCGAACCAAGUCCGUGAUCGAAUACUCUCACUCGAAGAUGGAUCCCGUUUUGCGAGGACGAACUUAUUCGCUGGAUCCCAGACUCACGCGCGAUCUACGAGAAUACGUCGAGAGGCACAUUUGCGACGGGAAUUGCUGUAAGGUCGUCUGUCCUAGAAGACUCGCCUCGAACAUCGAUAACGUUCAUUUCGCUGAUGACGCACGCGUUCUCACGAACCUGGACGUACUCGGUCGGCGUAGACUUUCGUAUCUUCUGGCCGUGGAAGCUCAACGAUACGUGAGCUACAUCGAUUCUCAGUUCAUCAGCGCAGCCGGAGGAUAUGAGGGAUCGAAAACCCCUGACAGCGGUUGCGACCCAAACUCUAAAGUUUCUGAGCUCGAUAGCGAUGCCGCGAUCAGCGACGGUGAGUUCGUCUCCGAGAAAAAGGUCGCACAGGAACUCGCCAAAAUUGAGAAAAUUAGACGGAGAAACGCUCGAUUAUCCGGGAUCAUCCCCCCGCCUAACGCAUACGGUACCGCUGAUCGACACCAAGUGUACUGGAGCUCAGAACCGGAGAGCGAUAGAGGGGAGGGAACCCAAAAUGCCUACCGAGUCCCAUCGAGUCCGAGCGAGCAGCGUGUUCGUUCCCAGAACGAAUACGAGCCGCCUCAGCUUCCCGCGAACGACGAUUACUCCAGAAGCAACGGUGCCGCUCACAUGGGGCCGGAUAGAAUACGGAGCGCUCACGAAGUUGAUACGUACUCUCCACCAGAACUCCCGGCCGAAGAUGAACUCUCGAACGGAAUUCCGUCCAACCUGGCUGCGCGGGAAGCGAUGAAAAACAUCAUCGAGGGCAAAACCGUCUUCAGACCCCAGAACCCAGAGAGAACCGCGGUCCAAGACCAGAGAGAUAAGGAUGCAAGGGACGCGCAUGACCUAUGGCACUCGAUCUGGAGAGGAGCGGAUCCCUCUGAAAUUCCCGCGCUUAGCGGUCAGCAGAUCUUGACCCUAUUCGGUGUUAUGCGCCAUAUUUUGGGAACGAAAUCUAGGCUUAAAGAAGUUCGAGACGAUUUACUGACCAUCAUAAAGAAGAAUGGAAUGGGCUCAAGACGCUGA